CGCUCAUUGAGUAAACGCUGCUGGGAGCGGCGUCGUGCUAUAGACACCGAUAAGCGGUAACAACGACAGCUACAACGACAACGACAACGACAACGACGACGACAGAGUUGAGAGACGUCGACGUCAAUCAGUUAACAAGCGAGCGGCAUUGUGCACAGUAAGCGCUCUUAACGGCCAGUUGUGGGGAGUCUACAGCGGCGGGCGAUCGAUUAACGACGACGUGGUGCUGAAGCAAAGACACCAACAAAACGCACCAGCCAAAAAACAAAAAAAUAACACAUCCAUAAAAAAUUUGCUGGUGUACAACUGCGAAAUGCUAAGCAAAAAGUGAUUUUAAGCCAUGGCUCAACUCAAGCAAGUGGGCCAAGGUCAGCUAGCUGCCUUGGGCCCGGUGUUUGCCUCAUUGCUGAUGCUGAUGGGUCUGGUCUUUGCACUGCUUGGCAUCAAAUUCUGGGGCUUCCGACGACGUCUCACCUUCGAUCGUGGCAAUCAGUCCUCCAACAGACGCUCGGCGCAGCAGCAGGCAGCGAUGCCGCCACGUUAUGCCGCCUACGAGUCUCAGGUAAAUGGCACCGAUCAUGCAGUUCAAGGCGUAUUUCGUCAGCGAAAUUUGGAGGAAUUUGAAAGUGCACCAAGUGCAGGCAACAAAUAUUUAACGGGCAGUGUGCCGAAUCUGCGACUAGCCGAACUGCCGCCUUUGGAGAGCAGCAGCUCUGUGGCGUUUCGAGCGCAGCCGCAGUCCAUGCGACGCUCUCGUCACAAGGUGCACAGCGCUAACUUCGAUUACUAUGGAGAGCCACCCACGCGCCAGCCUCCAGUACCACCAGUGCAGACUUUGCCUGCACCAGUGGCCGAAACUGAACCAAACUCAAAGCUGGACAUGCCCAACUUUGAUCAUUUUGCUGAGAAGUACGAGCUGGUGAGCGCCCAGCCAGCUGUUGAGCAGCUGAAGGCGCCGAAGAGCAACGUUGGCAACUAUCUCAAGUACGAGCAGGUGGACGAUGUGCCAGAGAUACUAACACCAGAUGAUGAGCAUGCUGGCGCAGCCAUUUCAGUGGCUGCUGUAGUGCAUCAAGCGACGCCAGUCACACCAGUCACGCCCAUUGAGCAGCCCUUGCCCCUGGAGCACACGGACUCGGCAUUUGUGGUUGAGAUUAUAGCCGGCACACCUGACACCAUCGAACGCGUAGAUUCACCUAUAGGGCAUCAACUGUUUGCUGAUUUGGAGCUAACGCAGCAUGAGACACAACCGGAGUUUCGACGCACGCGCUCCUCCUACGAGAUGAACGAGGCUGACAUACUGGAUAUACAGACAGACUUUUCGGACGUGCCGCUGCCUGGCAGUCCACCAGGCUUUGGCAAAAGCAUUGACGAUGACUGGGAGAACUUUGAGGAUCUGCACACGGUUGUAGAACUGCCGGAGCCCAACUGGCUGGCUCAUCCGCAAGCAGAGCAGCUAAGCUCUGUGGAAACUACACUAAGCGAAGCUAAUCUGCAGUUGGAGCAUGUGGUGCAACAACAAUCAUUGUUCCAGCAACUGGAACUCAUAGAACCACAAGACGUAACAAUUGCUACAGAGCCAGAGCCUCCGCCGUAUUCCGCUGAACGACCGCAACUGCCGGACUAUGAGUCACUUAUGCAGCUCGACAGCUUCCAGGGAAAACGUAACUUGCCCAAGUAUGCGGAUGUAGUCAGUCAGGAUCCUGCCAACAGCGCAAGAUUUGUAAGCAGCAUUGAAGAUCUGCUCGAAGAGCUGCGCGUAAGCGAAGUCACGCCACCAGCAGAGCAAGUGCGCACCUUUGAGCAACUCUACGAAGAGCUGGAGCCUACGAACUCGCCAUUGCCCGCUCGACGUCCUCCACAGCCUACGCCGCGUAUAACAAAACCAACCACACUCAAUGUGCGCGGCAAUGCGCCACCUUUGACUUGCUACACGCCCGAGGAGCUGGGCAGCUCCAGUGCAAGCUCUGAGGCAGAAGCGGAAGUGGAGACGCUAGUCGUGGCAGCACCACAGCCUGCGAAGCGCGCAGGACGCACUUUGAAAGUGCGCUUCGAUGUGGAGAACUUGCGCUACUAUCAGUCGGCGGAGGUGCCAAGCUCGAAUGAGUCCGAGGAGGAGGAUUUUGAGUCAGCCAGCGAGCUUAGCCCGCAGUCACCCAGGAACCUCGACUUAGCAAUGCCCCGACUGUUUGCCACGCAGAUCUCGCAAGAAGACAGCGAUGAGGAAACAUUUGGACGCGCCAUACGCCAGCAUCGCACCAUGACAGACGCACUGCCUUCAAUUCUACAACUGGAGCAUCCCACACUUAUCCACAAAGACACGGAGGCCUAGCUCUGGCGACUAUAGCGCUUCAAUUCCUUAGCAUAUAGUAGAGACAGUAUUCUACAUGUACAUCCUAAAUCUUCUAUAUAUGUAUGUGUAUGUGCAUUACCAGAAUAAAUAUAUAUAUAUAUGUAUGUAUGUAAAAAGUGUAAAGUAGAUAUUUGCCAUAUAAUGUUGAUUAUGUUUAACUGUACGACCAAAUAUAUACGCUAUCAUUUGUAAAUAAAGAAAAACUAUGUAUAAACGCAAUAAAAAGUAAAAUA
Molecule: messenger RNA, 2586 nt
Organism: Drosophila busckii
Lineage: Eukaryota; Metazoa; Arthropoda; Insecta; Diptera; Drosophilidae
Exons: 4
Coding region: 341-2332 (663 amino acids)
Source: RefSeq, a predicted model, not a curated record